ACCGUUUGCGCGUUUGUUGCCACCGUGUACCGAGCUGACAGCGGCUCGUGUGACACCAUGGAUAACACACACACACACACACAUAACACACACACACUACCGCUACUGCUGCUCUAUAAAACCCCAGACACUCACACACACACACCGACACACAAACACACAGCGAGCUCUUUAGUGCGGAGGAGAAACUUUCUACCUGAACCAUCAUGGGCGUCAUCAUCUCACGAAUCUUCUCCAGGUUCACCUCCAAGACACCCGUCCGGAUUUUAAUGGUGGGUCUGGAUGGAGCAGGUAAAACCACACUGCUGUACAAACUGAAGCUGGCCGAGGUCGUCACCACCAUCCCAACCAUUGGUUUUAAUGUGGAGACAGUGGAGUAUAAUAACAUCAGUUUCACAGUUUGGGAUGUUGGUGGUCAGACUGUCAUCAGGCCUCUGUGGAGACAUUACUACACUAACACACAGGGUUUGAUAUUUGUGGUCGACAGCAACGACCCCGAGAGGAUUAAAGAGGCUGGAGACGAGCUGCACAGGAUGUUGGAGGAGGACGAGCUGAGAGGCGUGGCCGUUCUGGUUUUCGCUAACAAGCAGGAUUUGCCCAGAGCCAUGUCCGUCAUUGAUGUCACCACGGCCCUGGGCCUAUCAGCGAUCUCACAGCCGUGGUAUGUCCAGUCGUCCUGUGCCGUCAGUGGUACAGGUCUGGUCGAGGGUCUGGACUGGCUCUCCCACCGGAUCCUGAAGCAGUAGGAGCUGAAGUGAAGCUCUGGAUUGUUCCUUUUCCUGCUGAGUCUUCAAAGACAAAAGGCUUUCUUCUGUGAACUGAGCCGAGACUGUGAAUCCAGCAGAGACACAACAAAAUGAUCCCACAUACGUUAAAUCCAGCUUUCCGCAAAGACAUUUUACCGCUGCGUUCAAAAGCACGUAGGAAAACCCUGUAGAUCCCAGCUCUUCCAGAAAACACACUACAGAUUGUACCAUGUUCAUGGCACAUUAAAAGAAUCAUAAAGAUGGGGUGAAAUGUCAGAGCAACAAUCUGAGACUAGGGAAUUACAUUUAUUAACUUAAAAUGAACCUGCAGCAGGUCAUUUUAGCUUUCAGUUUUCAAAAACAGAUCAAUUUUAUCACCUCAAACAGAGCUUCAGGCUUUGAGUUGCUGUCCCUGCCAUCAGAAAGUCGAGAAGAGUCGAUGAUAAGGAGCUAAGGAGAUAAGGAGCCACUGACGAUGUCAAAACUGUUUAUACUUCCAACAGGUCGAAAGACAGAUGUAAUGUUUUAGACUCGUGCUUUCAAACCUUUUGAGCUUCUUAUGCCUCAAAAUAAAGUGACGUCUACUCGUGUGAGGUCAUGACCUUAAUGUGGACAUGAGAGAAGGAUUUUCCGUCUGUUUCAUCCGAAAAAAUAGAGAAAAAUCAGAUCUAUCACAUUAUUUUGUGUCACACAGGUUUCUGGUCAUCCCAUAAAUAUUUGUUUUUGACAGGCAGGUGGGUCAUUUUUAUGGGAAACACAUCUGAACUGCACUGAUUAUUUUCAUCUUUUCAUCUGUUGAGGGAUUGUAAGCAUUAACAUAAAUUUAAUCUCUUAUCUGUCAUUAAUGAUGUUAGGCUUGAAAUAAACUUAAUGACUUCUUUUAUAAGUCAAUUAUAUGUUUCCUGUAACAGUUUCUUCGUCACAUGAAGAAACACAUGAUUAAAACUGCCCUGCUGGUUUUGUUGCGUAAAUUUAAAGACUCUUUUUUUUACGUGUUGCUAUUUGAAUAAUCAGCUGAGAUUCUUUUCUGUCGCUUCACAUGUACAGUAAGUCAAUAUUAUUUAUUGAUCAUGUUCAUAUUUUUCUUAUAUUAAAGUUUUUAAGGGGG
Seriola aureovittata is the source of this 1854-nucleotide messenger RNA. RefSeq lists its product as uncharacterized. Lineage: Eukaryota; Metazoa; Chordata; Actinopteri; Carangiformes; Carangidae. Gene Ontology annotation, molecular function: GTPase activity; GTP binding. The record is from RefSeq and is a predicted model, not a curated record. The transcript has 6 exons. Gene Ontology annotation, cellular component: cytoplasm; plasma membrane. The coding region runs from base 207 to 746 and encodes 179 amino acids. Gene Ontology annotation, biological process: intracellular protein transport; vesicle-mediated transport.